Messenger RNA from Harmonia axyridis, 4207 nucleotides. RefSeq names its product centrosome-associated zinc finger protein CP190 (gene Cp190). The transcript has 12 exons. Gene Ontology annotation, biological process: regulation of transcription by RNA polymerase II. NCBI's taxonomy places the organism in Eukaryota, Metazoa, Arthropoda, Insecta, Coleoptera, Coccinellidae. Gene Ontology annotation, cellular component: nucleus. The record is from RefSeq and is a predicted model, not a curated record. The coding region runs from base 107 to 3847 and encodes 1246 amino acids. Gene Ontology annotation, molecular function: protein binding; RNA polymerase II cis-regulatory region sequence-specific DNA binding; DNA-binding transcription factor activity, RNA polymerase II-specific.
AACAAAUUUCUGAAUUCUGUGUAAUUUUGAUUAUUUUGAAGUAAAAGGUGACAUUACUGAACUGUUCAACUGACAGUUAGUAUGCUAUUGCUGAUUUUUAGUAGAAAUGAAUACCUAUAAAAAGGAUAAAUUAGUAGGUAGGGCUCAUUCGUCCCUUUGUGUCUCUUCAGGUGAGUUUUCAAAUUUGCCUGUAAAUUUACCAUCACCUGUUAUAUCUACAAUAACAUUGACACCGGGUAAAGUAAGAAAUAUAGAUCAAGAUAUGGAGGCAUUGAGAGCAUCUAGACAAGAUAAUCCAUUCAUUCAGCAAGUUAUUGCCAGUCGAGAGAGUUUACUCAUUGAUAAUUUGGAAGAAGAAUCUGACCAUGCUAAUUUGAUGGCGAAGAAUAGUGUAUCGGAUAACGGUUACAACGAAAAACAAACUAUGGAAGAAAAUAAACAAGUGCGAGUGGAUAACUGGGGAGUGUUUUUCCUCCAACGGCUGCAACUAUUUUUUAACAAAACAGACUAUUGUGACUUAACCUUACAAUUUCAAGGGAAUGUUCAGUUGAAAGUACACAGACUUGUUUUGAAUGCAUGUACUGAAUAUUUUGAACUAUUAGAACAAUCUGAUAGACUCAUUGACGAUAAUAUUAUAUUGAUGCCGGAAACUUUGCAACCUGAUGUUGUGGUUCCAAUCAUUAAUUUCAUGUACACAGGAAUGUUGGAAUAUCCUUUAUCAAUAUACAAUAGGCUAUGUCAAGCAGCCGAUCUCAUGCAUAUAUCAGUUCUAACCAAACUAUUGGAUGCUCAAAAACAAACUGCGUUAUUGAACAAGCCGGAGAAAAUAACAAAAGCAGUUCAGGUGAAAGAAAUCAAACCUGUACCUAAAUCACAUUCUCAAAUGAAGAAAGUAAUAUCAAAACCUGUUACUACUGAUCCUCCGCCUAUUUUUCCUCCACGAAAGUUAACAGGUUGGAAAAGGAAAUCUCUAACUGCAUGUUCAAGUAAUUCCAGUUUCUCAUCGCGUUCUGAUUCAUUCAAUAGAAGUACUGAUCCUUUAGCUUUAGAUGAAGCUAAACCCACAAGAUUUGAAUGGCCAGAAGAUGAUUUGGAUUUGCCUAAUUUGGACACAAUGGAUAUAUCAGGUUUUGGCGAUAUUUCUUAUAAUAGCAAGCCAUUACUGAGGGAGGAUGAAGUUAAGACUGUCCUUAGUAAAAGUGAUGCCCUUAAGAAACAAACUUCAAAUGAUGGUAUUAAUGAAAUCAAAAUUGAAGAUAAAUUGAAUAAUGAAACCAAUAGUAAUGGUAGUGAGAAAAGGAAAGCUGAAUCUUUAUUAGAUAAAUCUCCCAAAAGGAUAAAAAUAGUUGAAAAUGAAAGAGACACUACUAUUAGUGUAAUAGCUAAUGAGGGUUCAUCAAAUUUUGAUCCUACCAAAAUAGUUUCUGAAAUUUUGAAGAAAUAUCCCCAUUUGGUCAAAAAAAAGAAAAACAUAAAACUGAAGAUAGUCUCAAAAUCUCACACUGAAAAAGAGACACCUAAAGAUUGUAGUCCUUCUGAACAAAAUGUGGAAAAGCCUCCAGUGAAGACAGUUUUGCGAAAAACUAGUGUAUUUAAGCCAGAAGUUAUUAAAUCCGAUUCAAAGGAACGUAUAUGGGCUUGCAAGGAAUGUAUUACAGCACAUGGAGAACCUUUGGAGUUUAUGCUUUACUAUCUUUAUAGAAAACAUAUGACUGAUGUACAUAAUGUGAAGUUUGAUACAAGGAUUUGUAAAUAUUGUGGUAUCGCAUUUUCCAAAAAUGAACAGCAUUCUUAUCAUCAAUUCACUAAACAUGGAAUAAAGCCUUCUGGAAAUCAAGUUUUCCCCAGCUGUUCUCAAUGUCCCUUUGUGGCUAUGUCUAAAGAAGCCCUUCAGGUUCAUAAGAAUAAACAUAAGAAGACAGAAAUGCAAUGCUCCUGUUGUAAAUUGGCAUUCAUAUCACCAGAAGCUAUAGCAGGUCACUUACAAAUAACUGGACAUAUGGGAAAAACUAGAAAAAAUGUUUAUGAUUGUCAAUAUUGCACAAAGUCCUCACAGUCUGCAAUAAGUUUGUUGUCUCAUUUAAAAUCAAAUCAUGAAGCAGAGGCCAAAAGAGAUGGUAUUGUCAGUUUAGAUGAGGUAGACUUGGAGGAAGGUGAUGAUCUGAUGGAUACUCCUGUUGAAGAACCAUCAUUACAUGAGGAAUAUGUUGUUUCUGAAACACAACAAAAUAAGGUGAAGAUUAUCAGUAAUGUGACUGUACCAGUUAGCAAGAAUAAUACAACUGAAACUCUAGCAUUGAACCAGUCAAAAAAUCAUGUUUCUGUGCCAACUUCUAUAGCUACUAGUUUGGGAUUACUUGAUAUAGUGGUUUUGGAUGAAAAUCAACAGUUUAUUCUUCAUAAUCAAGCUCAGCAAACAGGAAAUAAUCAAACUGAAUAUAUCCUUCCACCAAUUGACACUAGAAAUGUAACAGCUGAGGGAUUACCAAGUAAUGAUGAAUUAGUUAUGGUACUAACUGAUCAGGACUACAAAGAAGGACAUAGUGGAAUCAGUACAGAUAAUUCAAAUAUUGUUGUACUGUAUAGUCACCCUGCUGAUGGUCAGCAAGGACAAUUUAUAACUUCCCAGGGAAAUAUUAUGGUUAAUUCAGAGACAGGAUUGCUUGAAAUAAGGAAUGGAGCCGCUAUUGCAACAACAUCUGCCAAUCAAAUUGUUAUGAGUGAACCAACAGAAAAUCCUAUUGAAACAAUUGAAAUGAUACAAAGGGAAAUUGAUGGAGGGCAAGAAUUGAAACAAGAACCAUUUUAUGAAGAUCAAAAACCUAAGAUAACAGAGGUUGUUCAAGAACCUGAGGGAUAUGUUGAGAACCCAAAAGUUGAAGAGCAGAAUCAACAAUCAAGUGCAUUAGAAGAAAACAUAGUGAAUCCAGAUGAUGGGCAACCUGAGGAAAAAAAGGAAUCCCAAAGUGAAGAACCUGUUGUGGAACAACAAGCUUCUACGCCAAAUCUUUCAAUAUCGAAUGAAACAGUAGAGGAGCAAACUUCCAGUAUGAGUGCUAUAGAUGAAGUUGAACCUGAAAAAAGUACUGAAGAAAUUGUAGAUUCUACCGAAAGAUCCACUGACAAUUCAGAGCAACGUGAAGUAGAAUCUCAGACACCAGUACCAAUGGAAGUAGAGGACACCAGUUUGGUAGAAGAAUGUACAUCCAAACCCAGCGAAGAAAUGUACACUUCUGAAAAUAAAGAUAUAGAGAAGGAUCAUUCUGACACUGAAGAAACACAAGAUAAACAACCUUCUGAUAGUGAGAAAGAUCUAAUGAUGGAAAUAGAUGAAUCAAUAGAUAAAGAUGAUGAAGAUAUCACUGAAGGUUCGCUUGAAAAAGAAAAUAACGAUAAUGCAGAGGUAGAGUUUGAUAGUUCAAAGGAAAGUCAACCUGUGAAAGAAAAACCACUUUCCCCAUCAUCUGAAAAAAAUGAACAGAAACCUUACUCGCCUACGGACAACCCAGUUGAUAUGGAAUGUGAGAAAGAACCAGAACCCAAUGAAAAACAGGAAGCGGAAUCUAGUAAUGAAAACAGCAUUGAAAUUACUCAUUGUGAAAAAGAACCUGAAAACCAAGAGAGCACAGUAUCGCCACAUUCAUCGCAGAUUGUGGAUGAAGAAGAUACACAAGAUAAACAUAGUGAAGGUACAAAAGAAUCGACAACAAUGUCAAUUUUAGAUGACUGGGAAGAUACUGAUUCCCAACAAUCUGAUAAUAAAACAAAAGCUGUCAAGAAAGAGGUUGCUCAGGAAACUGUUCAUAAGUUGAUGGAUGAUUGGGAUGAAGAAGAGGUAGAAAAGUGAGAAAUGCAAUGUAUCUGAAUUUUUAUUUUAUGUGGUUGAUUCACAGUUAAUAUUGUAUUGAUCUAUUUCACAUGUUGACUCCUGACAAAGUGUCACACUUUUGCAAUGAAUAUUUUUAUAACUUACAAGUUUCUUUUGAAACAACUAUUAAGUAAAUCAUCGUAGAUGUUUUUAGAGAUUUUUUUGGAAAUUUUUUUUCCUUCUAUCAAAUAUGUUAUUGGUGAUUUACUGUAUUGUAUAUAUAAUUUCAUAUAUAAUGAUUAAAUUUAUUGAUUUCUUUAAGGAAAGUUUUAAAUAAUGAUUUUUUUUUGUUUACAUAAUUUCAAUGUAUGUUUUCACUUUAAUAUAUGCUUUAGUUUA